UACUAUCUUGUUUGUUUAGUAUCCUUAUAGAAGAGGCAACAACUAUGAAAAUUUCAUUCGACUCUCUUGAUUUCUAUUUACGUGUCAUAGUGAAUAUUCAAAGAGACUUCGUUAUGUUCUCGAUAAGACCAUCACUACCCAGGCAUGUACAAAUAGAAACACCGUAAACACAUCCACUCUUCAUGCUUCCAAUGUUCCACCGUAAAGCCUGAACGUGAAAAGAACUAUUCCUUCCUGAACCUAGCCUUAGCCUUACAACCCACGCACGCCCCCAUUGAACCCACAUACUCGAAUCGAACCAUUCUCGAAGGUUAGAGAUCCGCGAGAAAAACAUCCUAUUUUUUCAUUCGUCAAACGUAACGUAGAAAGCUUUGUGUAAAGCCCAUGAACCAACAAAGUUUAUUGCGUUGUUUUGCACACUUUGCACCGGAUAGGGAAAACGCUAGCUUUCAAGGACAAUUUGGGGACAAGCUCUCGGGACAGAUGGUUACCUCCGUGCUGCAAACGGAAAGGACACAUUUAUGGUUACACAAUCUGGUAAAGCAGAUUAAAUUUUCAUCACAUUUGCAUUUCCCUCGCCACGUACGGAAUGGUGCUGGAUCGUAUUUACGGGUUGAUUGUACAAUCUAUGGAAUUGUAUCUUUAUGUUUAAUGAUGAGCUGUAUACGUGCUCUUCACGCAAAAACACAUCUUUUGAGUGGUUACAUAUUUUAAUAAAAAAAGAAGAAUAUUUUAAUUUGUUUACUCUUGGAAUGUUACGAAAUCCAGGAAGUUUCAGGACAUUAUUUAGUUAUAAAAUAAGUACAGUAAAAUAUAUUAUGAGACAAUUGUCACUUAAAAGCAUCAACUGGUUAUGAUAACUCGAUAUUUAUACUUCAAAGUCCAAACAAAUUACAGAACAUACUUUAUCUUGGUGGACAAAGUACAAGUGGUAAUUGUUUUAGUCUCCCUGAGGAUACAAUAAAAACCAAGAAAACGACAGAAAGGUUGGUGCUUAAUUGCUAAUUCCGACAUGAGCAAGGUCAAACGAGCGAUUCCAUGUGCUUCUGAUUCCAUUAGGCGCGUGCCAGCAGCAACAAUUUUAUUUCGUACUUUUAUCGUUCCAUGAAGCUUCCGUCUAUUUAACUCCUGCCAAUCCGUUCGUUAGACUAGAACAUUUCGUGACAAAAAAGCAUAUGACUUCAGACACCGUUUUUUUUUUCAGAUUUAAUGGUUAUAACCCACUUUAAGUUAGUGGAAGGCACCUACCUUUUGCUGCUGCUUCUGCGGUACAAAUCAAUGAAAUCCUCAACCGUACAACCAUUUCUGUUGAAUGUAUUCAUACCCCGUAAUGGAAUUAAUUUGUCGUUAACUGUUUUCUUUUCCAAACAUUUCCAUUCCAAUGCUGUUGCUUGUUGUUUGUUCCCCGUUUGUUGCUACGUGUUUUGUACCGUCCUGCCGUAAAUGAUCUUGUGCUUUUCCUUCAUUUGUUUUUUUUACGCUCCCGAACGUUUUCACUACAAUUCCGCACGGAAACUUUCGAACGCAGACAAAACGGAAGCGAACAACCUUCCAGCUUUGCAACUAUUUCCUGCCCUGGAACGGGCACCAACACCAUUUUCCAUCAACCUUGUCGUCGUCGGGCGUGGGAAAUGGGUAGCACCCCUUCGGCACGGGACCUUCGGUAGGGGUGUAAUAAAGCAAGCAAACCCGUCCUAUUGCGUGAUAUUACGCAACUGUAUAUAGCGAUACGUGUUUUGACAACUUUAGCUUCUUAGAGAUGCCUUGUCCGCUUCACCGGCUCUUCCUGUUUUAUACCUCUUGUUCGUUCAUGUUCAUGUUGUUAUUUUGUUUUUCUUUUCUGCUCAUUUGACACUUUUUCCGUUCGACCUGAUGCGUAAGUGCGCACGUGUGUGUGUGUGUGUAUAUGUGUGUGAGAGAUUGUUAGCAUUCCGUCUGGACUUUUGUUUCGUGUUCAAGAGCCAUUUUGUUCUCAUCUCUAAUUGCAUCUCUUUUUUCUUUCUUUCUCUUUUUUCUCUCCGUAUAUCUUAUAGGUAUGUAAAUGCGCCAUAUAUUGUGAAAAUAAUCAUUCAUUUAUUCGUUACUUCAAUAUUCAUUUCAAGUCAUUCAAGCUUGCAGUGUAUUUAUGGCAUAUUUUAUCAUAUUCUUACUUUCACUUCUAUUCGCUCUAUUUCUAUCUUUUUUCUAUUUCUAUUUUUUCGUUCUAGUCUUUGAAAACACCUAAGAACAAUGCUAAUGAUUUAUCAAUUUCAUGUGUUUAGGCUGUAAACUGUAUGCGUGAAACUAUCAAAAACCGGUCAGCUUGCGAUCGACACAAUCAAAUAUAACAAACCAACGCCAAAAAGAUCGUGAAGGAACAAAAUAAACUGUGAACAUACGAAGCAUUUGUUUCUGGUUCGUUGUUGUAGUGGUGUUUAUCGUGGCGCAUGACAUAUCUAGAGCAGAAAAGUACGAGCUUUACCUAAUCUACCAGUAAAUAGUGGUCAUUUCGAUGGUGCAAAUAGCUUCAGCUGGUUGGAAUCACAGCCAAGAAUGCUAACCGUAGCAAGGAGAAAAAGAAAAAAAAAACACACUUACAUGCGAUGCGUCUCCACUAAUCGACGCGGAUCAUUUGUAGGCCACCAUUUUGUACCAUCCAUCGUGCACGGAAUAAUAGCAGCGGAAUAGGAUAAGGAUCUCCCAGGUUCUACGGGCAGCCUCUACGGGCAGAGUCUUCAUAUCGAACCCGCGGACAAGUUGCUGCAGUUGCUUCUUCUUCCUAAUUCUUCUUCACCGUAUUCUUGUUACCGUAUUCUGUGUCUCUCUACUUCUGCAUGUCCCACGUCAUGGAGGUCAGAAGGAAAAUCAAAUUUCUCAUACCCUCGACCAUACGCGAGGUGAAGCAGGAUAAAUGUUGACAUUCAGGUGUUAUUUGUUGGUAACCGUCUGGUGUUAGGCUCGACGGUCAUCUUGAACGGGAUUCCUUGGGCAAACGGUACGACGGUACGUUACGGCUGCUUAGAAUCCGCCGGGAAAAGCAACCAGCUUGACCACUUGCUCCUGCUACUUUGCUGCUGUGUUUUUUUUUUCCUGUUUUCAUUUGCCUGAGAUUGACCUGACUGUUCUGAAACGUUUUGUGUUAAUUGUUUCUGUCAAAGAAUCUUCUACCACUACUGCCGGGUCCCGUAUAUGGGCAUUUCUUGCUGCGCUUGCUGCUACUUUCGUUAGUGCAAACUAUGUACUUCUCUCAGCAAAUAACUGCAAAACUUCAUAUGGAAUGAAAAAGAUGGACCCGACGAAUCCGAGUGCAGCAGCAACAGCAUCCGGAGGGGCAAUACUACCAACAUGUUCAACCAUAUCGUCCGCCAGCUCACAGAUGCACCACCCGAAUCCGGCAUUCGGUGCGAUCGGAGGUGCCGCAUCCGGCCAUGGGGCCACCGGAAGUGGAUCCGGCGGCGUCGGCGGUGGAGACCAUGCGUCGAGUCUGCUCAGUCCGACCCUGCUAUCGCCGGGGACGAACACCGGCACGGCCUCGAUUGCGACCUCGCGUGACGAGGAGGACGACUCCAGCAAUCAGGCGUCGUCUGGCAGCAAGGGUUCCGGCCAGCGAACGAAGUCGAACCAGCGAUGGAUGAAGUUGCGUACGACGGUACAAAUUUCCUCUGCCAUGCAGAAGAAACCACCUCUCAAACGGGAGGACUCCUUUCUGAAGCGGUUUUCCACCCGUCAGAUACCGGAGGCACAGGAAACGGUAGAGGACACCGGGUCCGAGGGUGCGACUGAUGCAGAAAAAACGGUCCGUCGGAGACGUCGGUUCGCCAAGAUACCGCGCACGGUCGUAAAUCCGGACGAAAAUUUCUAUUUCUACUGGCUCAUGCUGGUCACGAUCAGCAUACUGUACAACCUCUGGACGCUGAUCGUGCGGCAGAGUUUCCCGGAGCUGCAGAGCAAUGCGAGCCGCUUCUGGCUGUCCUGUGAUUGCCUCACCGAUAUAGUAUUCAUCUUCGACGUGGCGGUACAGCUGCGCACCGGCUACCUGGAGCAAGGUCUGAUGGUGUACGACUCGCGGAAGCUGGCCGGACACUAUUUACGAUCGCGUGCUUUUCUCCUAGAUUUGGCGGCGCUAGUGCCGCUAGACAUUUUGCAGUUCCGGUUGGGCAGUCAGCCGAUGUUACGAUUUCCGAGGUUUUUCAAAGUCUAUCGAGCGGUCAAGUAUUACUACAUCGUAGAGAGUCGCACCGUGUGGCCUAACCUGUGGCGCGUAGUCAACCUGAUCCACAUACUGCUUAUACUCGCCCACUGGUUCGGGUGCUUCUACUUCCUGCUGUCCGAGGCAGAGGGCUUCCAGGGUGACUGGGUGUAUCCUUACCGGCCGGGAGACUACGCCACGCUCACCCGCAAGUACCUCGGUAGCUUGUACUGGUCGACGCUAACCCUCACGACGAUCGGUGACCUGCCGACGCCGGAAACGAAUGCCGAACCGUCACAAUCGGCGGACGGCCCUAGAUCACUUCCCAGGCGCGGCCUCAAAUCCAGACUGCUGCAGUUCAACUCGGCUCGCGGGUAUGUAUUCACGAUAGUUAGCUACCUGAUCGGUGUCUUCAUCUUUGCCACCAUCGUCGGCCAGGUGGGCAACGUCAUCACAAAUCGCAAUGCCAACCGGUUGGAGUUUGAACGACUUCUGGACGGUGCGAAGACGUACAUGCGUCACCACAAGGUGCCUGGCGGUAUGAAGCGGCGCGUACUCCGAUGGUACGACUACAGCUGGUCACGCGGCCGGAUACAGGGCGGUGGAGACAUCAACACUGCGCUCGGGCUGCUGCCGGAUAAGCUUAAAACCGAACUGGCCUUACAUGUCAAUUUAAGCGUGCUGAAAAAGGUGACAAUAUUUCAAGAGUGCCAGCCAGAGUUUCUGCAUGAUUUGGUGCUGAAAAUGAAGGCCUACAUCUUCACGCCGGGUGACUCGAUCUGCCGGAAAGGUGAGGUCGCCCGGGAGAUGUUCAUCAUUGCCGACGGCAUCCUGGAGGUGCUGAGCGAAACCGGCAAGGUGCUGACCACGAUGAAGGCGGGCGACUUUUUCGGUGAGAUCGGCAUCCUUAACUUGGACGGACUGAACAAACGGACAGCCGAUGUGCGCUCGGUCGGCUACUCGGAACUGUUCUCGCUGUCCCGCGAAGACGUCCUGACCGCGAUGAAGGACUACCCGGAAGCACAAGAGAUCCUGCAGACGCUGGGUCGGAAAAGACUGAUGGAGGUGCGCUGUGUCAAUAAGAAGCACGCCAACAAGCACGCCGCUAAGGAACAUGCCGGUGAUCGUAGCUCAAAUACCCACAAUAACCAAGGUGAUAGUAGUGAUAAUAGUGCCUCAAAACGUAUCGUAGAUAAGCUUAGGAGUGAUGUUAAGGGACUGAAGAAUGUUCUACGCAAGUCCAGGACGGGAACAACCAGACGUAGCAAUGAAUCGAUCGAGAUGCAACCAUUGCAUGGGAACGCAACGUCGGGCGGCGGUUCGGGCGGAGCCGGAAGCGGAGGGAGCGGUGGAAGUGGCGGCAACAAAACGCCCAAAACGAUGCUGAAGCGCAUGCCGCGCGUCAAAUCGGACGACAUUCAGACGGAGGACGAGGGCAAGGACAAUGACAAGGUGCCGAGCCCGAUCGGUGCCGGGCUUCCGCUGCUGCAACGACUCCGGAUGCUCAAGGAAAAACAAGAUCGUGAAGAACGGGCCGCGAAGGCUACUGCACAAAUAAUCUCACCUCCGCAUACUCACGUAACCUCUGCCAUAUCACCACAGGAAUCGAUACAGGAAGAACCGGAACCGGAAGUGAUCGGCGCUGGGUUGCCGCUGAUGCAAAGACUGAAAUUGCUCAAAGCGAAAGAGGAUCGGCUAGCGAAGGAAAGCCAAUCGAAGCUGCAAGUGACAUCGAACCAAACGUCAAGCUCGCCAUCGAUAGUGCAGAGCAUGAGCCCGACGUCUCCGACGGUAAAGGCACCGCCGAGCCCAAUCUUGAACACCACUGGUGUGGCAGGACAUCACGUUAAACCGACGAUGCGCGUAUCCUUCAAGGACCGAAUCCGCAAUCUACACCACCAAGAUUCGAAGCAUCACGGCGAAUCGAAACCAUCCUCGGUACCCAUCACGAUUCACGAGACCACCGACAUGAAGCAACAGCUGCUACAGAAUGUAGUGACACACGGUAAAACAGGAACAGGAACGCAACAGCAGCAGCAGCAGCAACAACACCACCAUCCGGCCAAGCCGUCCACCGCGCAAUCCCUUAAGGAUAAGAUACGCUCGCUCGGCCAUCUCAAGGGGGACGAUCAGUUGAAGCCAUGGUCCAAGCUGAAGCUGGCGACGGUGGUGAGUCUCGGUGGAAGCUACACGAGCCUCAACAACGCCGCAUCCGAGGAGUCGCCGAUAUUGAAACAGUCAAAGCGCAACCGUCUCAAAACUUCCAUUCCGGCAGAUCUCAACCUAAACUCGCUCGUUUCGAUGACGCCUCCGCCGAUUUCGUCUGCGCCUCCGACAACCUGUGCUCCUCCGACGUCCUUCUUGCCGAACAAGAUACUUUCCUGUGCGGCAGGCGAAGCAGCCUCCGUCAGUGAUAGCGAAGUGGCAAGUGGAAGCCGAACGCACCGCGCCACUACUUCGUCAAGUUCCGCAAGAACCGUUCCGGCCAGGGUACGCAUGAAACCGAAGCCGAUAAAACUGGUGUCCAGCGAACCGAAGAGCUAUCUCUCGAUCGACGAUCUAUCGCCCGAGUACUGCGGUCUACCCUUCGUCAAAAAGCUGAAGAUUCUGAACGAGCGCCAGAAGCUGGCCGAGCUGGAGUCGGCCAUUAAAACGCGCAGCCUUAGUCUCGACUGUACCGAUUCGAACACCAGUACCGCCAGCACGUACGACCUCCUAGAUCAACUGACACGCAGCCAGAGCGAAGGUUCCGGCAUGGCGCACACUGUCCGCUCGAAAAGCGAGUCGCCCAAACGAUCCGACUCGAACGGUUUGCUGCCACUGAGUCCCGAGUCAAACGAAACGCUCGAACGGCGCCAGCUGAAGAGCAUACUGAAGAAGCUGUCCGAGGACAAGGCAGCGCUAGAACAACGCCCAAACCGCGACCUCAAGAAGCUGAUGCGAGCGCAGACGGUCGAAGGGUACGUUGCCAGACACAGCAAAUUCACCAAAAGCGUCACCUUCCAUAGGAACACACUCUCUAGCCCUCCCAGCAGUGCUGCCCAGUGUGACUCUAUUGAAGAACGUAGUCUUUUUCCCCUUCUUAGCGCACAAACGGCCACCGGCACUGCACCGGGCGUGCCGCAAUCCAUAUCUGCGGCACCGCUGACACCCUCGUCGAAUGCUGACGACCGUCUGUCGGUGGCCACCACCUCCAUCGAACAGGAACACGAACGCUACUAUCAGGUGCUCCACGAGGAGCACCACCAACAUGCCGAGCACCACCGAGAGGAGCAUCGCCAGUACCAUCGGAUAUCUCCGACAGGGCUACCGGGGCUGGACGGGUCGGGCCGAACGGUGGGCGACGAAGAAACGCGCAACGCCCUGGCGGUCAUCAGCAAUGGUGAUGCGCACCGGGGCUUUCCUUACGAUCCGCACGUCGAUCCGGAUAUCGAUCUCGAUCCGGAUGGUGCGGAUCCGACAAACCGGUCCUCCCUUUCCGCCCUGGCCAGUCAGCGAAAACUUAUCAAAGGUUCGCUGGAGGAGCAGGAGUUUUUCGGCGAAGUGCUGCUGGGCAUCAAGCAGGUCAUCCAGACGCAUAUGAAGGAGAUACAGGUGAAGUUUCAGGACGAGUUCUUUAACCUGGAGCUGGAGGUAAAGAAGCGGGACGACAUCAUAUCAAAACUGCAGAAUCGCAUCCUGGAGCUGGAGGCUGAGCAGCAGGGACUGGUGGGAUUACAAGUGCAACUGCCACCGGAACAGGGUGAUACGCCUUACCGCAAGUCCGGAUCAUCUGGAUCUGGCAGUACCGGGUCGUCUAACGAGUUGCCGUUCAUGCGAGGUGACUCUCUGGACACCAUUUUUGCCUCCUCUCCACACUCCGACUCGGAUGCACCGCGACAACCGAAAACACGUAGCAGAAAGCCUCGUACAUCACCACGCCAUCGGCAGCUACGCAAUCGUCCCACCUGGGACGAAUCUACCGAUCAGGAUAGUUUUGAACGUAAAGAUUCGCCACCGCUUGGUGUACGCCAACUGGCCGGAAAUGGUUCUUCUGGGCCACCACCUCCGGUCCCACCGCGACGACUGUCCGCCACAGCAACGUCUACCACCACCGCCGUCACGAUGUCCUCCACCACGGACCGUAUCCGCAGUCCGUACCGAGAUUUGGUCAUUUCCGAACUCACGGGCAACAUCAUCUCGGACAGUGUGAUCGUGAACAUUGAGGCCACGUCCAGCUCGCAGUCAGAAUCGCAGUCCGAAACCGAUCAACCGUUCGGUGAGGGGAACGAGGAUGAGGAAGAGGAAGACGAUGAGAAUGGUGAAGCGAGACAGCUUAUGAGACACGGCCGUCCUCGGAGGCGUCCCACGGAAGAUGAUGAUGAGGAUGACGUUGGUGAGGAUGAGGAUGAGGAUUGCGACGAUGAGGCGGAUCUCGGCGAGGAGCUAGAAGGUGAACUGGAGCAGGAAGCCGACGAAGAGGAAGAGGCUGGCAAUGAAGAGGAAGAACAAGAAGAAGAAGAGCAGGAAGAAGAGCAGGAGGAAGAAGACGAUGAGGAGGAGGAGGAGGAAGAGCUCAAUCACAACGACUGGGAGGUGCGAAUGUUGGCGGCGGAACUGAAAAAGCGCGAAAGCAUCAGCACCGACUUUCCGACCGAAUUGGAGGGUGGCGAUGGGUUGGUACGCCGCCGUAGCCACCGUAAGCGUAGCGACACCGAUACGGACGGUAGCGAUGGUACGGAGCGGGACGCAUUCGGGCGGCCCCGUGCCGCCAGCCUCGAUCAGCACAAUCUGCAGCGGCGGGCCGCCUUUGGACGGGCGGGACGGGCACCUACGAUUGCGGGCCCACCGUCGACGAGCGGUCCCAGUGCGUCCCGGUCACGGGGCGGCCUCUUUAAGGCGUUGAGCUUCGACCGCGACAAAGAUCGUCUCUGAGAAUUAAGGCUUCACUGUGAGGUGUGCAUGUUCACGAGCAUCACCAAGGUCGUCGUAAUCGAGUGGCACGGUAACGGUGCUAACGAAGCUACCGGUCGCCACACAUUGACCAAACCGAGCGUCUACCGGAUCGCGUGAGGCGCGCAACAAUUAACACUGUACCGUACGCGCAAUAGUAACCAAAAAAAAAAACAAAACCCUUCCCAAACGAUCCAUGCUGGUGCUUCCAUCGGCUCGGUAGUGAGAUUAACGUAACGCAAUUGGCAAUUUGUUUAGCAAUCGUUGAGCUGAAUACAGCCUCGUACCCAUUCCCGUCCAGAGCAAUGCAUAGCAUGUUGUUUCACGUUUGUGUUGUUUAGGUUACCGUACUAGGUUACAUACCCCAUGCCAUGCUCCUGUGGAAGCGUAGACACAUUACAAGGAGGCGUAGAACUAUAUAGGCAACUCGUUGAGCUUACGGGCAAAGAAAAUACACUUACACGGCACGCUUUCCGUAGCAACAUUUCGUAGAGUUGACGCAUCUGCCGUGCUCUUUAACGAGUUAAAAUAAAUCUAGCACAAAGCAAACCGAUCAACCGGCGUACGUGAUUUCCCAACUGCAAGCGAACACUUCAUUUCCCAAGCGUGAUCGAUCGUUACGUUCCAAUUUGGUGUAGCCUUAUUUCAGUUGAAGUAAGACCGUUUACGUUGAUGUAGGGUUAAGCAUUAUUUUACCUAUAGUGUAACUAGCGACAAACUAUUGUAAUUCGAUCAACAUUUCAAUUGUGAUGUCCGACACACCCCAUGAUACGAUGUCUUAUAGCGGAAAAAACAUUAAAUCAAACUUACUGAUGAGACACACACUGCAGGCGUUACAAUACACUUCAAUAGUUCAGGUUCGUUACAAGCCGCAAACAUUACUAAACAAAACCAAACUAGAUCCACAUGACACAGAGUUUAACGUAAGAUUAGAGAGUGGGAAAUUAGUGGGUUUGUAUUAUAGUGAGGGUAACUCGGUGCGCUACGGCGUACACCAGGGCGCGAUGGACCUAAUGUAGAAAAAAGUUAACGCAAAGAAUGCAUGCGGAAUGGGACGUAGUGAAGCUUAACAUUAUAAUACGAAAAACAAAUCGACCAACAGCACUUUUCAUCGUUUAGUCUAGGAAUGCAAGAAUGUGAGCAUGAACAGGUGAAUCGAAUUUUCCGGACAUGUUCCUGAACCGUCGUUUUUUACCCUUAACCAGUUCGAGUACACAACAAACAAGGCAAGUACGUUAGCCAUGGAAUCAAACGAUGAGAUUGUUGCAGUUAAAUAAUUUUCUGAAAUAGUUUUUUUUUUUCAAAGUGAAAAUAAUAGUAGAUUUUUUUUAUCUGUUGUUACAGUAUGUUAAAUGCGUUCGAAAAUUUCUUACGAGUAAUCACUUUUUUAAUUCUACCAAAGUACCAAACAUGAACUACGAGCGUACGAAUGACGAUGUUGUGUGAAGAUAGGAAAACACUAGUGUAGUUGAAUAUUAUACUGUUAAAAAGAAAUGAUAAAUAGCACUUUAACUUUGCCAAUUAGCAAAAUCACACCGACACUAAAACACACAAAAACACUCACAAACACAUACAUAUGAUUGAAAUGCUAGAAAGGUGAUGAUAGAAAGGAUAUAAUCGCAUACUCAUUUAGACAGUAUAACAAAAUAGUAGAUAUAUUGAUCCUGAUCGCAACAAGACCAAAAUCAAACCGCAGGAUCAACUGAGUCCCAACAAAACAAACAAACAAACAAAAAGAAAAACAAAUACAAAAACAUAUUUAAGUGAUGACGCUAUAGCGAAGGGUAUAGAAAUAACAUAAAACAAACCAAACAAACAAACAAAACAUGAAAAAUGAAGUUAAGCAGGACUAGUAAACCAAACAUCAAUAGCUUUAGUUUAACUGGUUUAGCAACAGAUGGAAACUGUGAUCUGAUUAUGUCUUAUCACACAUUGCACACAUUGAUUUUUGGUAAUUGUGUGUUAGUUUUGCUAGAAUUUACGUACAUUUCGUUAGAUUAAUAAAUUUGUUCAGUAAAAAAUUUUUGGUUGUUUUUUUUUGUAAAGUUGGUGCGAGCAUCAUAACCAUUUCGAUUACACAUUUCCAUGCAAACCAGUUGCCAUCUUUUGCUAAAUUUGUUAUGCCUCUUAAUACAUAAGGUAACGAUUUGUACUUGGUAGUACUUUUAAAAAAAAUUAACUAAACCACAUCCUCCGGCAGCUGGGUUCGAUUCAAAGUGCGCGAAUAGGCAAAAAAAUAGGAAACUGUGACAACACUAGGUGGCGUGGUAACACACACUACAUUUAAGCCCGAGUGUGUAAAAGCAUUUGCACACUUUUACUAGGCUGGAGGUAUUACAAGGCAGAUAUGUAAGAACAAAAAAAAACCAGAAGUUUAAAACCAAAAACAACAACCAAUUGAAGGAGAACGAGAGAACAAUAAAGAGACCACUGUUUUACCCUUAGCAUCAUGGCACAUAGAACGAAACAAAAAAAAAACAAAACUAUAAUGUUUAUAACUCAAAGUGAUUUGAACAUUACAAAACUAUGUAAAAACCAUACAAAACAAAACAAAACACAAAUAAAAACCAAAUUCCUGAAACAAGAGUCGGAUACGUUGAAAAAACGGUUGGAUGGGUUUGAUUUAUUCAAAA
Anopheles funestus (African malaria mosquito) is the source of this 11733-nucleotide messenger RNA. RefSeq lists its product as uncharacterized. Gene Ontology annotation, cellular component: membrane. Gene Ontology annotation, biological process: monoatomic ion transport; transmembrane transport. The transcript has 17 exons. Gene Ontology annotation, molecular function: protein-containing complex binding; monoatomic ion channel activity. Lineage: Eukaryota; Metazoa; Arthropoda; Insecta; Diptera; Culicidae. The record is from RefSeq and is a predicted model, not a curated record. The coding region runs from base 3257 to 9082 and encodes 1941 amino acids.